Molecule: messenger RNA, 733 nt
Organism: Zingiber officinale
Lineage: Eukaryota; Viridiplantae; Streptophyta; Magnoliopsida; Zingiberales; Zingiberaceae
Exons: 2
Coding region: 90-608 (172 amino acids)
Source: RefSeq, a predicted model, not a curated record
UUCCACACAUCAAACUACACUACACCGAACCGAUUAAACUAAGUGAAAAUAUCACUCCGUAAGGAGGAGAGAUCGAAGAAGAGUUCGAAAUGACGAUGGUCAUCACCGAAGAGUUGAAGGCCAAGGCCGAGGUUUACUACGGUGAUGAAAUUUGUCAAGACAAAACUAAGUUCCUCCUACAAGAAGUUGGUCUUCCCCGCGGCCUCCUUCCUCUUAGAGAUAUUAUCGAGUGCGGGCACGUGAAGGAGACGGGCUUCGUGUGGCUGAAGCAGAAGAAGAAGGUGGAGCAUGUCUUCAGCAAGAUCGGGAGGAAGGUGACGUACUCGCCGGAGAUCGCCGCCUACGUCGAGAACAACAAGAUCAAGAAGGUGUCCGGCGUCAAGGCAAAGGAGCUGCUGCUGUGGCUGACGGUGGAGGAGAUCUCGGCGGCCGACGAGGCGGCGCCGGAGAAGAUCACCUUCAAAACCACCACCGGGCUGUACAGAACCUUCCCGAGGUCGGCCUUCGAGCUCGAAGAGGACGGGGAGGAGGCGGAGCAGCAGAAGAAGCUUCCUCCCGCAAUCCCGGCGCCGCCGGAGAAAGCUCCGCAGGCGGCUGCCAACAAGUGAGCGUCUUUGUGAUUCACGAAAUUUACUGGGGGAAUUUAUAAGAAACCCUCACCCCUACGCACUACUACUGCAAUCACUUGAACUUUCUAAUAAAACCCAAUAAAUUAUCAUAUUUCAAUUCUAUA